This is a messenger RNA of Nelumbo nucifera (sacred lotus), 2018 nucleotides long. Its product is annotated as laccase-17-like. Gene Ontology annotation, biological process: lignin catabolic process. The record is from RefSeq and is a predicted model, not a curated record. Gene Ontology annotation, molecular function: hydroquinone:oxygen oxidoreductase activity; copper ion binding. Lineage: Eukaryota; Viridiplantae; Streptophyta; Magnoliopsida; Proteales; Nelumbonaceae. Gene Ontology annotation, cellular component: apoplast.
ACUUGAGCAACCAAUCUGAUCAUCUGUCGACUCUUGUCUUCAAAAAAGAGAGAAGGAUUUGAAAUGGGUACUUCCAUUCUUCCAUCAUCAAUUCUUAUGGGAGCUCUAAUCAUGGUGAUGAGCACAUUGUGGCCCCUGCCGGAGCUCAUAGUUGCCGAGUAUUCAGGAAAAACAAGAUAUUACAAAUUCGAUAUCAAGUUGCAAACUGUGACACGGCUAUGCCACACAAAGAGCAUCGUGACUGUCAACGGCCUGUUUCCCGGGCCUCAGAUCACGGCACAAGAGGGUGACCGGUUACUAAUUGAGGUGGUUAACCAUGUUCCGAACAAUAUCACCUUGCACUGGCAUGGAAUUCGACAGCUUGGGAGCGGAUGGGCGGACGGGCCAGCAUAUGUGACUCAGUGUCCCAUACAAACCGGCCAAACCUACGUAUACAACUUCACCAUUAUCGGGCAAAGAGGGACUCUUCUCUGGCACGCUCAUAUUUCAUGGCUGAGGUCGACCCUCUAUGGACCCAUUAUCAUUAUUCCAAAGCCCGAUGAUUCCUACCCCUUCGCUAAUCCCUACAAGGAGGUCCCCAUCAUCUUGGGGGAGUGGUGGAAUGGAGACCCUGAGGCAAUCAUCAGCGAAGCUUUGCAGGCCGGACGUGGCCCCAAUGUCUCCGACGCAUACACCAUUAAUGGGUUACCAGGCCCAUUAUACAACUGCUCCGCCAAAGAUACAUUCAAGCUGACGGUGAAGACUGGGAAGACUUACCUCCUUCGAAUGAUCAACGCUGCGCUCGAUGAGGAAUUAUUCUUCAGCAUCGCCAACCACUCCCUCACCGUUGUCGAGGUUGAUGCCGUCUACGUCAAGCCAUUCCACACCGACACUCUCCUCAUUGCACCAGGACAAACCACCAACGUCCUUCUUGAGACCAAGCCUGACUACCCCAAAGCCACAUUCUUCAUGGCUGCCCGGCCGUAUUUCACCGGCUCGGGAACCUUCGAUAACUCAACCGCUGCCGGAAUCCUAGAGUACGAAUACCAAGCUCCAUCCAUUAAUUCUCCUUCACUGAUCAGCAUCUCACCCAAGGAUAUACCGCUCUUAAAACCAUCCCUUCCUCCCUUGAACGAUAUCGCCUUGGUCACUAGCUUUCAAAAGAGUUUGCGCAGCUUGGCUACAACUCAAUUUCCAUGUAACGUCCCUCAGACUGUCGACAGGCGGUUCUUCUUCACGGUAGGCUUAGGGACGAGACCUUGCCCUAAGAACCGAACCUGCCAGGGGCCCAAUGGCGCCCAGUUCUCGGCUUCAGUGAACAAUGUCUCCUUUACACUCCCCACCACAGCUCUGCUGCAGGCUCAUUUCUUUGGACAAGCGAAUGGUAUCUACACCACUGACUUCCCUACAAAUCCGCCCUUUUCGUUCGACUAUACGGGUACUCCUCCACACGACACAGUCGUGAACUGUGGCACCAAAGUAGUGGAGCUGGCUUUCAACACUAGCGUGGAGCUGGUGAUGCAGGAUACUAGCCUACUUGGUACUGAUAGUCACCCUCUCCACCUCCAUGGCUUCAACUUCUUCGUCGUGGGCCAAGGCUUUGGCAACUAUGAUCCCAACAAACACCCGCCCAACUUCAACCUUGUCGAUCCUGUCGAGAGAAACACUGUGGGUGUACCGUCCGGCGGUUGGGUUGCAGUUCGGUUCUUGGCUGACAAUCCAGGAGUUUGGUUCAUGCACUGUCACCUUGAACUCCACACCAGUUGGGGAUUGAGGAUGGCAUGGGUUGUGAUGGACGGAGAGCUCCCACGUCAAAAGCUUCCACCUCCACCGUCAGAUCUUCCCAAAUGUUAAUCUUGAUCUUUUAAACUGAUGGUUUCAAUAUUGCAGUGUGAUGACCUUCGAACUUGUUCAUUGUACUUUUGUUCUUCCUCUUUAUAAAAAUUAACUUCCUUCUUGCUUUACCUUUCUUUCCCUCGAAAAGAGUGAGAAAAGAGAAACUAUAAGAGAGUGGGCAAGUGUUUGUAAUCUUGAGAAGC